This is a messenger RNA of Cucurbita moschata (crookneck pumpkin), 4493 nucleotides long. RefSeq names its product DExH-box ATP-dependent RNA helicase DExH11. Gene Ontology annotation, cellular component: Ski complex. Lineage: Eukaryota; Viridiplantae; Streptophyta; Magnoliopsida; Cucurbitales; Cucurbitaceae. The record is from RefSeq and is a predicted model, not a curated record. Gene Ontology annotation, molecular function: RNA binding; RNA helicase activity; ATP binding. Bases 248 to 4303 code for a protein of 1351 amino acids. Gene Ontology annotation, biological process: nuclear-transcribed mRNA catabolic process, 3'-5' exonucleolytic nonsense-mediated decay. The transcript is spliced from 23 exons.
AUUUAGAUGCUGCAAGCACAGCCCUUGAACGUUUGAGUACCGCCGAAGCAGUGAAGUACCUGCAGUCACUGUCGGACGUUGGCUAAGUAUCAAAACGGGGACGGAUUGUGCCGCGCACUCGGCUCGAUACGUUCCUUCCUCUGGAACCCGCCCAAAUCUUCAGAAUCUAAUUUAGAGAUAAUUGUGCGUGGAAAUUCAGAACCGCCGGGAAGAGUACGGAAGUUCGGUUGCAGAACUCUGAUAUGAAAUGGAUCCAAUUGAAGCAACAAAAGAGCUUUCGUUUCGCGUCGGUUUUUCCGGCCACAGCGGCCAUCUCAGAGUCGAGCCUCUUUCAACUGUGGAGCGCUCCAGCCCUGUUAGAUCGCUCCCGGAUUUCAUACUUCCUCCCGCAUUUCCUAAGGAAACUCCCGAAACAAUAAAGGGCUACAUAGAAGAGACUUAUCUCCAGCCGAGGUUAGACCCUGAUGAAUUUUCCCCUGAAAAAGUGGGAAGACAAUGGGAUUUUGAUUGGUUUGAAAUGGCAAAAGUAUCUUUGGAUCCAUCACAACCAAGAUCAGUUGUGGUUCCCACUUGGGUGUUGCCAUUUGAACGACCAAAGAAGGACGGAACAACUGGAGGGACAUGGGAACCUUGUUCUGUGCAGGUGGAUGUUUCUGAGUUAAAUGUGGAAGCUCAAGAAUCUGGUUCACAGCCACGCAUGCCAGGACCGGCAAAAGAUUUUGUAAGGGGAAGCAUAAAUAAUCGUCCUUUUCGACCUGGUGGUUUGGAUGAUUCCCAAUCUGUUGAUAGAAUUCUUCCUGUUGCAGCUUCAAAUGGUGAGUGGGUUCAAGAAAUUCUAAAUGGUGGUCGUGCUCAAUUCGUUCCCCCUAUUUUAAAGCAAGGAUUGGACCUUGGUGAUCUCAAGGAAUAUCCUAACUCGUGGAACGUUUAUGAGGACCAAAGUUUAUUCAAGACCUCACCAGUUGAAAAUCUGCAGAAAGAAAUGUCUGUACAAUUUGAUGAUUUGUUCAAGAAGGCCUGGGAAGAGGAAGCCAUAGUAUCUGUGGAAGAUGGUGUGUGUUCUGGUGAAUCACCAAAAGCAGAAUCUAUUAAGUUAGAAGUUCAAGUAAAUGAGCUCGAAGGCACUAGCAUUGCACCUGCAUUGGAAAAAUCUGUGUUGGAUGAAAUUUUGUCCCUUGAUUCUGGAGGAUUGUCAUUAAGAUCCGAUCAAGCUACUGAUCAUGGUAGAGAACAGAAGAAGGAGGCUUGGGUUGUAGUUGGUGGUCGCGAAGAGAUUUCUUUGCACUUCCAUGAGCUUGUACCUGAUAUGGCCCUUGAUUUUCCUUUCGAAUUGGACACUUUUCAAAAGGAGGCUAUAUAUCAUCUUGAAAAAGGGGAUUCUGUAUUUGUUGCUGCACAUACAUCAGCUGGAAAGACUGUUGUUGCGGAGUAUGCAUUUGCGCUAGCCACUAAACACUGUACUAGGGCUGUAUAUACAGCUCCCAUCAAAACCAUCAGUAAUCAGAAGUAUCGGGAUUUUUGUGGGAAAUUUGAUGUUGGACUUUUGACUGGCGAUGUCAGCUUGAGGCCAGAGGCUUCUUGUCUUAUAAUGACAACCGAAAUAUUAAGGUCAAUGCUUUAUCGAGGUGCUGAUAUUAUUCGUGAUAUUGAAUGGGUAAUAUUUGAUGAGGUGCACUAUGUCAAUGAUGUUGAAAGAGGUGUUGUUUGGGAAGAAGUUAUCAUUAUGCUUCCAAGGCAUAUCAAUAUUGUCCUUCUUUCAGCCACGGUUCCAAACACUAUCGAAUUUGCUGACUGGAUUGGUAGGACGAAGCAAAAAAGAAUUCAUGUCACUGGGACUACCAAAAGACCAGUACCUCUGGAGCACUGCAUAUUUUAUUCUGGUGAAUCGUAUAAAAUAUGUGAAAAUGAAAUUUUCUUAUCUCAUGGACUAAAAGCUGCCAAAGAUGCAUCCAAGAAAAAAACUUCAAGUGUUGCUAGCGGAUCCCAUGUUGGGGCUUCAGCAUCAAAUGAUGGAGCAAGGAAUCGAAAAAAUGAAAGCUUUAAUCGAAUCAAACAGAAUAAGCAUUCAGGUUCCCAGAAUUUAGGGAACUUUUCAGGAACAAGUUGGGGAAAUCAAAAGAAUGGAGAUAGCCAAAACAAUUGGGGAUCAAGGAGAUCAGAUGCUUCUUCGUGGUUGUUACUUAUUAAUAAGCUCUCAAAGAGAUCUCUAUUACCCGUGGUUAUAUUUUGCUUCUCAAAAAAUCGUUGUGAUAAAUCAGCUGAUAGUAUCUACAGUAUUGACCUCACUAGUAGUUCUGAGAAAAGUGAAAUUCGCGUCUUUUGUGACAAAGCCUUUUCGCGUUUAAAGGGAUCUGACAGAACCUUACCCCAGAUUGUUAGAGUUCAAGGACUUCUUCAUAGAGGGAUUGGAGUGCAUCAUGCAGGUCUUCUUCCAAUUGUUAAAGAAGUUGUUGAAAUGCUAUUUUGUCGUGGCGUGAUAAAGGUUUUGUUUUCAACAGAAACGUUUGCAAUGGGAGUUAAUGCGCCAGCAAGAACGGUUGUUUUUGACACUUUAAGGAAGUUUGAUGGGAAGGAGUUUAGGCAGUUAUUACCUGGGGAAUAUACCCAAAUGGCAGGUCGUGCUGGUAGAAGGGGGUUGGAUAAAAUUGGAACUGUCAUUGUAAUGUGUCGUGACAAGAUUCCAGAAGAGAAGGAUUUGAAGCGUGUGAUAGUUGGAAGUGCUACCAAGCUUGAAUCUCAAUUCCGUUUGACGUAUAUUAUGAUCCUACAUCUUCUUCGGGUGGAAGAGCUAAAGGUAGAAGACAUGUUAAAAAGAAGUUUUGCUGAAUUCCAUGCACAGAAGAAACUCCCUGAAAAGCAGCAACUUUUAAUGCGAAAGCUAGCUCAACCUACGAGAACUGUAGAAUGUAUUAAAGGUGAGCCAGCCAUUGAGGAAUACUACGAUUUAUAUGCUGAAGCUGAGAAGAAUAGCAACCAGGUCUCAGAAGCAGUCAUGCAAUCAUCUGCAAUUCAACAAUUUCUUACUCCGGGAAGAGUGGUCGUCGUAAAAUCACAAUCUGACAAAGAUCACCUACUUUCAGUCAUUGUCAAAGCCCUUCCCAUGGCUAGCAGGCAGUAUAUUGUUCUGGUGCUAAAACCUGAUUCACCACCUGUCCAAAGUUCCUCAAGUGAUGACUCAGUCAAGAAAAAAGAGGAUUUCCCCCAAGGUUACUUUAUGGUACCAAAGUCAAAACGUGGCCUUGAAAAUGAUUAUUAUUCUCCAUCUACACGUAAAGGAUCUGGUGUUGUGAAUAUAAGAUUACCACAUGCUGGUGCUGCGGCAGGAGUAAGUUAUGAGGUUAGAGGAGUUGAUGCCAAAGAAUUUGUGUGUGUGUGCAAUAAAAAGAUACAAUUAAACCCAGGUAGGCUUCUUGAAGAUGUAAACAAUGUUGCUUACUCCCAGACAGUUCAACAACUGUUGGAUAUAAAAUCUGAUGGGAAGUUUCCUCCAGCCCUCGAUCCGUUAAAAGACUUGAAGUUAAAAGAUGUGAAUCUUGUGGAGGCAUACAAGGGUUGGACUGGCUUAGUGCUAAAGAUGGUAGCUAACAAAUGCCAUGGCUGUAUAAAACUGGGGGAACACCUGAAAUUAGCAGCAGAGAUAAAGAAACACAAAGAGGAAGUCAAUAACCUUAAGUUUCAAAUGUCAGACGAAGCACUUCAACAAAUGCCCGACUUUCAGGGCCGGAUUGACGUUUUAAAGGAAAUCGGCUGUAUAAAUGCUGACCUGGUCGUUCAAAUCAAAGGACGUGUUGCCUGCGAGAUGAACUCUGGGGAGGAGUUGAUCUGUACAGAGUGUUUAUUUGAGAAUCAAUUGGAUGACCUCGAACCAGAAGAAGCUGUGGCGUUAAUGUCUGCUUUCGUGUUCCAGCAGAGAAAUACUUCCGAACCUUCCCUUACCCCGAAGCUGUCUAUGGCUAAAAAAAGAUUGUACGAGACAGCUAUACGACUUGGAAAGCUUCAAGCCCAGUUCAGACUCCCAGUUGAUUGCGAGGAGUACGCUCGAGACAAUCUCAAGUUCGGUCUUGUCGAAGUAGUCUACGAAUGGGCAAAAGGAACUCCAUUUGCGGAUAUUUGUGAGCUCACAGAUGUUCCUGAAGGCAUGAUAGUGAGAACUAUAGUCAGAUUGGACGAAACGUGUCGAGAAUUCAAAAACGCAGCGGCGAUUAUGGGAAAUUCUGCACUGCAUAAGAAGAUGGAGACUGCGUCGAAUGCUAUAAAGCGCGAUAUCGUGUUUUCUGCUAGUUUGUACAUCACUGGACUCUGAAAUGGCCAAUUCUAAGGUAUGUUGCUUCUUCAAUUCAUGAAAUUACAUGAGUCAAUUCAGAAUAGAAUGUUGAACUAUAGUAGGCAUAGAGUUUUGUACAUUAUCAUGUACUCUUUUUGUUAGUUAGAAAAGUGUCGAGAGAAAACAAGAUGAUCAGUUCAAUGAUACGAGCCUAUAAGUUUUCAUCUGC